Messenger RNA from Melospiza georgiana, 1973 nucleotides. RefSeq names its product basigin (Ok blood group) (gene BSG). The transcript is spliced from 9 exons. Bases 1 to 1161 code for a protein of 386 amino acids. Gene Ontology annotation, molecular function: cell-cell adhesion mediator activity. Lineage: Eukaryota; Metazoa; Chordata; Aves; Passeriformes; Passerellidae. Gene Ontology annotation, biological process: homophilic cell-cell adhesion; dendrite self-avoidance; axon guidance. Gene Ontology annotation, cellular component: cell-cell junction; axon; plasma membrane. The record is from RefSeq and is a predicted model, not a curated record.
AUGGCGGCGGGCGCGGCGGGAACGCGCGCGCUGCUGGCGCUGCUCGUCUUGUGCUCGAUGGCCGCCGGCGCCGCGGGGACAACUGGCUUUAUAAAGUCACCGCUGUCUCAAAAGAGACUGGCUCAGGACAGCGUGGAGCUGUACUGCGAGGCGAUUGGCAAUCCCAUCCCCGAGAUCCAGUGGUGGUUUGAGGGCAACGACCCCAAUGAGACCCAUGCCCAGCUCUGGGAUGGCGCACGGCAGGACCGUGUCAAAAUCAACGCCACCUACAACCUGCACUCCACCAGCACCAUCUCCAUCGCCAACCUCACGGCCGACGACUCGGGCAUGUACGAGUGCCGGGCCAGCAACGACCCCGACCGCAACCACUUGUCGAAGAGCCCCAAAGUCAAGUGGAUCCGUUCCCAGGCGAACGUUUUUGUCAUCGAACGUCCAGAUAUCUCUGGUAAUUUCAUCGUGGGUGAUGGCAAGGUGACCCUGUGGUGUAACAUGUCUGAACCACAACACACCAUCACUGGCCACAAGUGGAUUCACAAGGAGAAGACCCUGAAGGAGGACAACGAGCCUGGUGCUUCCACCAGCUACACAUUUGAGGGGACGGUGGAGGAGCACUCUGGCAUCUACGAGUGCAUCUUUGAAGGCAACCCACAGACCAGAGGACAACUGAAUAUUUCUGUUCCCCCCCAGGUGACAGCAUACAAGAAGUCAGAGCAUGGCAAUGAGGGGGACACAGGGGUGCUGACCUGCAAGAAUCCCUCUUUCCCUGCUGUCACCACCUGGUCCUGGCACAAAAGUGGGCACGGGCGCCUGGAGAACGCCUCUGGCAGGUACAUCAUCAAGUCCAGCGGCAACAAGACGGAGCUGAGGAUCCUGAAGCUGGACAUCGAGCAGGACACGGGGGAUUAUUUCUGCAACGCCACCAACCCGCUGGGCACGGGCGAUGCCACCGUGAACCUGCGCGUGCGCAGCCGCCUGGCCGCCCUCUGGCCCUUCCUGGGCAUCGUGGCCGAGGUGCUGGUCCUGGUCACCAUCAUCUUCAUCUACGAGAAGAGGAGGAAGCCAGAUGAGGUUCCUGACGAUGAUGAUGGAGGCUCUGCACCACUGAAGAGCAAUGCCACAAACCACAAGGACAAGAACGUCCGCCAGAGGAACGCCAACUGAGAGAGGCCCAGGUGAUGCGUAGAUGAAGAACUCAUCUGGACAAUUUUAUUUUCUUUUAAUUUUUUUUUUUUUUUGGUAAAAUAGCACCAUGGAAUAUUCUAGUGCGUCCCUGAGAUUCAGUUACUUCACUUUCUAAGGAAACUUUUAAGUUGUAGAAAUAUAAAAUACACUUUUUUUUUUUUUUUUUUUUUAAGAGUCGUGGGAGGGUUUUUUUUUCUACCUGUAAAAUGUAAAACCCUUUGUUCCUGGUAGUCUAGAUCUCUUGACUGUCUCUGUCCUAGGUUAUUUCAUGUUGGUACAGAGUGAUGGGGAAGGGGGGUGGGAAUGCAGCUGUGUCCCACCUGCUUAUGGGAAUGAGGGAGGAGCUGCUUUGGUGGCUGUGGGGAGAUGCCCUGAGAGGGUUCAGGAAGGGGUUUUGUGUCUUUCCCAGUGCAUCACCAGGAGCAAGGCUGCACCUUUUCCCUGGCCAGGGAUCCCUGUCAGCUCCUGCCAAGCUGCUCUUGGUUACAGUGCAGCCAGGGGCUGGAUGCUGGAUAAGUGAUUGCUGGAUAAAUGAUUGCUGGACAAAUGAUUGCUGUAACUUAUUCCAUGGGUUGUUGGUGUCUGUGCAGUGGGGAGGGGCAGGCUGAGCUGGGGCUGGGGGUGAUUUUAAGGUUUAACAGCUUUGUGCUUUGUGCUUGAGCCGUUGUGAUUUGGGGGCUGUGAGCAGACGGGGGCUCAGGGGAGUCUAACACCUUUACUGCUGGUUAGCAUUGAGCUGUUCCAUCUGUUAACACUUCACAAAUAAAGAUGAUUCCUCUCUCUUUUUUCCA